Molecule: messenger RNA, 1440 nt
Organism: Vicia villosa (hairy vetch)
Lineage: Eukaryota; Viridiplantae; Streptophyta; Magnoliopsida; Fabales; Fabaceae
Exons: 1
Coding region: 1-1440 (479 amino acids)
Source: RefSeq, a predicted model, not a curated record
AUGGUAGACUUAGAUGAGCAUUCUGAUGACGAGUUGCUUGCCUCAUUGAAUCCUAGUGUAGCCAACAGGCUGAUGACUAGAAGAAAAGGCAAAGUUAUUUCCCAAAGUUCCCCUGAAAAGAAUGCAGAAGCUAAGAGCACUGUCAAAUACUCUAUCAAGAAGAAGAGUACUUCUGCUGGUCCUAUCAAGAGCAGAGUUGUGGCUAAGAGUGUAGGGGUUUGUCCCUCAAAGUCCUGGAGCAAGGUUGUUCCAAAGAAAAGAAAGGAGAGGGAAAUUGUUGAAUCUGAGUCUGAUGUUGAAGGGGAUGUCCCUAACAUUCCAUCAAUGAAGACGCCUACAACUAGCAAGCUUGCUGCAAGUAUUCCUGAAAUACCUAUUGAUAAUGUGUCAUUCCACUAUGCCUCCAGUUCCAGCAGGUGGAAAUAUGUGCUCCAAAAGAGACUAGCUGUUGAAAGGGAGUUGGCUCCAAAUGCUCUUGAGAACAAGGAAAUCUUAGAGCUAAUUCAGGAAGCUGGACUAUUAAAAACUGUGUGCAACCUUCCCAAAUGUUAUGAGAGGCUGGUCAAAGAAUUUGUGGUGAACCUAACUGAAUAUUGUGGAAAUAUCAAGAGUGUGGACUUCAGAAAAGUGUUUGUGAGAGGUAAGUGUGUUUCGUUCUCUCCUUAUGUGAUUAAUAACUUCUUGGCAAGAACAAAUCAAGCUCAACCUGAGCUUGAAGUGACAGACAACAAGGUUUGUCAAGUGAUCACAACCAAGAAGGUAAAAAGAUGGCCCUUAAAAGAGAAACUAACUGCAAGUAAGCUGAGCAUCAAGUAUGCAAUGCUUCACAAGAUAGGAGUAGCUAAUUGGGUACCAACGAAUCACAAGUCCACUAUUUCAACUGUUCUUGGAAGAUUUCUGUAUGCUGUAGGAACAAAGGCAAAGUUUGACUAUAGAACAUAUAUUUUCGACCAAACUGUGAAGCAUGCUGGAAACUUCAGUGUUAAGGGUCCAAUUGCCUUUCCAUCCCUCCUGUGUGGCAUAAUUCUGACUCAGUAUCCCAGCAUUCUCAAUGAACAUGAUGUAGUAUGCAAAAGAGAAAGCCCCUUGGCUUUCCACUAUAAAUUGUUUCAGGGUACGCAUGUUCCAUACAUUGUCAUGACAUCGGCUGAAACAUCAAAGUCUGGAGCAUCAACCAUCAAAGCAGAAGUCAUAACAAUGUUAAAAGAGACAUGCAAAGAGCUAGAAGCUAGGAAGAUAUCCCUUGAAAAGAUGAUAAGCACUCUGGAAAUGGAUGAGAAUGAGGAAUUUGCAGAUGCUGUAGAGAUGGCAGAUGAAGAUGAACAAGAGAAGGAAGUAGAACCUGAAGAAGAUAUGGAAGAAGAGGGUACCAGUCCUACUGAUGGCUCUGAGAAAAGAAGUUAUGCAAACACUUCAAGUGGGUCUGACUCUGGGCAGUAA